AUGGAAAAGCAACGACCCGUUAUCGAACUCGACGGGAGGACAGGUGAAGGAGGCGGCCAGCUGGUGCGCAUAGCAUGUGCACUCGCCGCCGUCGCCACCGUCCCAAUCCGCAUAACACAUGUCCGUGGGAAUCGUGAAGGCCCUCGGGGAGGUGCCAAAGGCGGAGGUCUCAAAUCCCAACACGUCACCGCCAUCGAAUAUCUCGCCACAGCAACCAACGCCGAAGUCGACGGACUCUCCGUCGGCUCUCACACCCUCGAUUUCCGCCCUCGCCUCAAGCCCUCCUCCCUCAAAUCCCGCACCAUCAAGAUCGAAGCCGACUCCCCCGCCGCUUCGACCCUCCUCAUCUUCCAGGCCAUCUUUCCCUUCCUUCUAUUUUCUGGCAGCAGCGACAAGGUCGACGAGCCAAUAACGCUCGAGCUCUCGGGCGGAACCAACGUCUCCUUCUCCCUCAGCUACGAGUACCUCGACCAAGUCCUCUUACCAACCCUCGAAAACGCCUUUGGCAUCGUCGUGCAGCGGAAGCUGAUUUCCCGCGGGUGGAGUCUGGGUAAAGCAUCACGGGGAAAGUGCUCGUUUCAGUUCAACCCUCUUAGGGCAGGGGAGACGUUAACGUUCAAGGACAAUGGGUUGGGCGAGAUUUACGGCGGUGGUCCGGGGGAUGUCGAUCUCGAAGCUAUUAACGUGUCGAUGAUCGUCCCCUUUUCCAUGCAAGAGUCCAUGAUGCAGGCACUCGUGACAGACUUGGAGGAGAUGUUUCCUGAUGUGGAGGUCAAUUUCAAGGUGACGGAGGAUUCGGGGCAGGACUCGAGGAUAUACGUCCUGCUGGUAGGAAGGUCGGGCGAACUAAGGUGGGGGAGGGAUAUGCUCACUUCGACGCCGAAGAAGACAAAGGCUAAGGGGUCGGCGAUGAGCUCGGAGUCGUUGAGCCAGAGUUUGUCGAGGAAGUUGUGCAAGGAACUGUUUGACGAAGUUUCUGCGGGGGGCGUGGUGGAUGAGUUUUUGCAGGACCAGCUGGCGAUUUUCCAGGCUUUGGCUGAGGGAAAGACGUCGUUCCCGCGGACUCAUGAUGAGAAUGGCGAGUUGGAGCAGGCCUUGAACAAGCUCAGCCUGGAUGAGAAGUUACGGAAGGAUAAGACUAUCAUUCCGUUUGGAGAGGGGAGUUUGCAUGCCAAGACAGCCAGGUGGGUGACGGCGGAGCUGUUGCCUGAGGUCAAGUGGUACAACAAGGGGAGGAUAUGCCAUGGUGUUGGUAUGCAGAUGGAGAAGAUGUCAACGCGGUAA
Messenger RNA from Podospora anserina S mat+, 1284 nucleotides. RefSeq lists its product as uncharacterized. NCBI's taxonomy places the organism in Eukaryota, Fungi, Ascomycota, Sordariomycetes, Sordariales, Podosporaceae. Gene Ontology annotation, molecular function: RNA-3'-phosphate cyclase activity. The record is from RefSeq and is a predicted model, not a curated record. The coding region runs from base 1 to 1284 and encodes 427 amino acids. Gene Ontology annotation, cellular component: nucleus. The transcript is spliced from 2 exons. Gene Ontology annotation, biological process: RNA processing.